This is a messenger RNA of Tachysurus fulvidraco (yellow catfish), 7686 nucleotides long. RefSeq names its product CDC42 binding protein kinase beta (DMPK-like) (gene cdc42bpb). The transcript has 38 exons. The coding region runs from base 647 to 6043 and encodes 1798 amino acids. Gene Ontology annotation, molecular function: ATP binding; protein serine/threonine kinase activity. Gene Ontology annotation, biological process: actomyosin structure organization; peptidyl-threonine phosphorylation. NCBI's taxonomy places the organism in Eukaryota, Metazoa, Chordata, Actinopteri, Siluriformes, Bagridae. Gene Ontology annotation, cellular component: cytoplasm; cytoskeleton. The record is from RefSeq and is a predicted model, not a curated record.
AUGGGGUGGGUGGAGCUCCGGUGUCCCGGGUCUGGAUUCUUUACUGGGAGAGAGAGCGAGCAAGGCGAAGCUGGACACAGACAAGCUCACCGGCUAACGCUGGGAGAAUUACUGUCUCAAAUAACAAAAGGAAAAAGAGAAGAACACCGCUCCUAAUGCCCGGGAAGUUUCUUUUUAUUUAGAGAAACUAAUUUUCGGGAUAUUCACGGGACAGAAUAUGGACGUCCGGCCAAGCUGAUAUUCGACGGGAUAUAAAAUCCCAUCCCUGUUUCUUUCACAGUGAAAACUGUCGGGAUUAACGUUAGCCUCGGCGAUAAUGGAAGCCUCAGGGCCUGGUGCGUGAAACGGUGUCGGAUCGGGAAUAAGCGCUGGAUUGGACUGAACCGAUUCGUGCGUCGUUUUAGCGAGCCGAACAUAAUGUUAGGCUUGUUUUGCUAGCUAGCUAGCUAGCUGAAUGGCUAGCUAGCAAGUUGGAGUCUGGGACUUUCAGUGCUCCACCUCGGCCCAACAGAUUUAUUUUUCCUGUCGCUCAGGAUUUUCUCGCCUUAGUCGCUGUAAAACCUUCACGUUAAGGCUUUUUUUAUUGACGCUAUUAGAGAUUUUUUGUCCUGCCGUUAGGAAGAGUGGUCAGGCCGCUGAUAUAAAAAUGUCGGCGAAGGUGCGUCUUAAGAAGUUGGAGCAGUUGCUGCUGGAUGGCCGUCAGAAGACCCCGAGCUCCCUGAGUGUUGAGACGCUUCUGGAUAUUCUCGUGUGUUUAUUCAACGAAUGCAGCAGUUCACCGUUGAAACGGGAAAAACACGUGACCGAGUUUUUAGAAUGGGUGAAGCCGUUCACUACCACUGUAAAAGAAAUGCGACUCCACAGGGACGACUUCGAGAUGCUCAAGGUGAUAGGCAGGGGUGCCUUUGGAGAGGUUGCUGUGGUAAAGAUGAAAAACACUGAGCGCAUUUACGCCAUGAAAAUUCUGAACAAGUGGGAGAUGCUGAAGAGGGCUGAGACCGCUUGUUUCAGAGAGGAGAGGGAGGUUCUGGUGAAUGGAGACUGCCAGUGGAUCACGACCCUGCAUUACGCCUUUCAGGAUGAUAAUUACCUGUACCUGGUGAUGGACUACUAUGUGGGCGGAGAUCUGCUAACACUACUCAGCAAGUUCGAGGACAGGUUACCUGAGGACAUGUCUAAGUUCUAUGUGGCAGAGAUGGUUCUUGCCAUUCACUCGAUCCACCAGCAGAAUUAUGUACACAGGGAUAUUAAGCCCGAUAAUGUGCUGCUGGAUAUGAACGGCCACAUUCGCCUGGCCGAUUUUGGUUCCUGUCUCCGGAUGAUGCCAGACGGGACGGUGCAGUCGUCAGUAGCAGUCGGAACCCCGGACUACAUCUCGCCAGAGAUUCUGCAGGCUAUGGAGGAUGGCAUGGGGAAGUAUGGGCCGGAGUGUGACUGGUGGUCUCUGGGUGUGUGCAUGUAUGAGAUGCUGUACGGGGAGACGCCUUUCUACGCCGAGUCUCUAGUCGAGACUUACGGCAAGAUCAUGAACCAUGAGGAGCGCUUCCAGUUCCCAUCUCACAUCACGGACGUAUCCGAGGACGCCAAGGACCUGAUGCAGCGGCUGAUCUGCAGCAGGGAGCGCAGGCUGGGCCAGAACGGCAUCGAGGAAUUUAAGAAGCACCCCUUCUUCUCUGGCAUUGACUGGGAGAACAUCCGCAGCACUGAAGCCCCGUACAUUCCUGACGUCAGCUCUCCAUCUGACACCUCCAACUUUGAUGUGGAUGACGAUGUACUGAAAAACCCGGACAUUGCACCUCCCAUCUCUCACACUGGUUUCACUGGUCAGCACCUGCCCUUUGUGGGUUUCACAUACACUACAGACAGCUGUUUCUCAGAUCGGGGUCAGCUCCGGCUGACAGCUCUGGCUGACGGGGGUUCAGGAGAGGAGAUGCAACCCCAGAAAGAUGGUGGUUUGCAACUGGAGGCCUUCGAGAGGAGAAUCCGCUCACUAGAGCAGGAAAAACAAGAGCUGAACCGCAAACUCCAGGAAUCUACACAAGCUGUGCAGUCUCUACACGGAUCAGGCCGUGGUACAAGCACACUGGGACGGGAUAAAGAGAUAAAAAAGCUUAACGAGGAAAUCGAGCGCCUUAAAAAGAAACUAGCAGACUCUGAUAGGCUGGAGCACCAACUGGAGGAAGCAGUGACUUUGCGACAAGACUAUGAGAGCUCUUCCACCAAGCUAAAGGCAUUGGACAAGCAAGUCAAAAACCUUCGCCAAGAGAAAGAAGACAUCAAUAAGCAACUGGUGGAGGCUCUGGAGCGCCUGAAGUCUCAGACCAAGGAGCUGAAAGACGCUCACCAACAGAGGAAGCUGGCCAUGCAGGAGUUUUCCGAAGUGAACGAGCGCAUGGCCGAGCUGCGCUCGCACAAGCAGCGGCUCUCGCGCCAGCUCCGCGACAAGGAGGAGGAGAUGGAGGUGCUCAUGCAGAAGCUUGAUGGUAUGCGCCAGGACAUUCGCAAGACUGAAAAGGCCCGCAAAGAGCUGGAAGCUCAGCUGGAAGAUGCUCGUGCAGAAGCUUCCAAGGAGCGAAAGCUUCGAGAACACAGUGAAGUUUACUCCAAACAGCUGGAAAGUGAACUGGAGACUCUAAAGGUGAAGCAGGGUACUGGUCGAGCUUCAUACAUGAGUGCUGAGACCCAGCAGGAGCUGACUAAGGUGAAGUCUGAGCUGGAUAAGAAGAUACUGUUCUAUGAGGAAGAGCUUGUAAAGCGGGAUGCAUGCCAUGGCACAGAGCUCAAAAACCUACGCAAAGAGCUACAUGAUUCUGAGAGCCAGCAGGUCUCCCUGCAGAAGGAACUCCUUGUGCUUAAAGACAAGGUGGAGAAAGCUAACAAGGAACGGCAAAUUGAAAUUUACGAAGCUCUGGGUUCCAUAAAGGAGAAAUUUGAGCGUGAACGCAGCUUGCUGACCGAGGAGAACCGCAAGCUGACCUCUGAAACAGACAGGCUAUGCACAUUUGUGGACAAAUUAACAACCCAGAACAGACAGCUGGAGGACGAGCUGCAGGACCUGGCCUCGAAGAAGGAGAGCGUUGCACAAUGGGAGGCACAGAUCGCUGAGAUCAUUCAGUGGGUGAGUGAUGAGAAAGAUGCUCGUGGCUACCUGCAAGCUCUGGCCUCAAAGAUGACAGAGGAGCUGGAGUCACUGCGUAGCUCUAGCCUGGGAUCCAGACAUCUGCAAAGUUCUGGAUUGAGCACACCUACCCAGAAGUCUUUGGUGGCUCCUCGGAGCACAAAGCGGGAUCCCUUGUGGAAGGUGCGUCGCAGUCAGAAGCUGGACAUGUCCGCUCGUUUAGAGCUACAGUCAGCUCUAGAUGCUGAGAUACGAGCCAAGCAACUCGUCCAGGAAGAACUACGCAAGGUCAAGGCUGCCAACAUCUCCUUCGAGAGCAAACUGAAAGAUGCAGAAAUUAAAAACAGGGAGCUGGAAGAGCAACUGGAAAGCACGAAGAAAGACCUGGAAGAGAGCCGCACACGCUCUGACCGAGGUCUAAAACUUCCAGACUUCCAGGACUCCAUCUUUGAGUAUUUCAACACUUCUCCCCUGGCCCAUGAUCUUACCUUCAGAACUAGCUCAGUCAGUGAGGUUGACGCCACACCUCAGAAACCCGACGUUCCCUCUUCCUCACCCUCAGCAGCUUCAGAGCAGGAUGAGCCUGUAAAGCCCCCUGCAGUUACUCCAACAACUCCAUCACUACCUUACCAGUCAUCACUGCUCACAGCACCAAAGCCUAAAGCUCACCAGCUGAGCAUUAAGACUUUCUCCAGUCCAACACAGUGUACCCACUGCACAUCUCUAAUGGUGGGCCUGAUCAGACAGGGCUAUGCCUGCGAGGUGUGCUCUUUCAUCUGCCAUGUGUCCUGUAAGGACAACGCUCCUCAGGUGUGCCCUAUUCCACCAGAGCAGGCCAAGAGGCCGCUGGGAAUUGAUGUGCAAAGGGGUAUUGGCACAGCCUACAAAGGCUUUGUCAGGAUUCCAAAGCCUACUGGAGUGAAGAAGGGCUGGCAGAGAGCAUAUGCUGUGGUAUGUGACUGUAAACUCUUCCUGUAUGAGGUUCCUGAAGGGAAGUCCACCCAGCCUGGUGUGGUGGCCAGCCAGGUCCUUGACCUCAGAGAUGAGGAGUUCUCUGUAAGCUCUGUGUUGGCAUCAGAUGUGAUUCAUGCUACCCGCAAAGACGUUCCUUGCAUAUUCAGGGUAACAUCGUCCACAUUGGGUUCUCCGACACGGGCGGUGUCUCUGCUGGUCUUGGCUGAGAGCGAGGCUGAGAAAAGGAAGUGGGUGGGCAUCCUGGAGGGUCUGCAGAGUAUCUUAGCCAAGAACCGCCUGAAGAACCGAGUAGUUCACGUCCUCCACGAGGCCUACGAUAGCAACCUGCCUGCAAUUAAAACCACACUCUCUGCAGCCAUCAUUGAUCGAGAACGAAUAGCGUUGGGCACAGAGGAGGGUCUGUUUGUCGUGGAGGUUACCAGAGAUGUUAUUGUGCGUGCUGCUGACUGCAAGAAAGUCCACCAAAUUGAGACAGUCCCUCAAGAGAAGAUGGUGGUGCUGCUAUGCGGCCGCAACCGACAUGUGCACCUGCACCCAUGGGGAGCACUGGAUGGUGCAGAGCCGGCGUUUGAUGUAAAACUGGCUGAGACAAAGGGCUGCCAGGCUCUUAGCGUGUGCUCGCUGCGACCAGGCGGCACCGCCUACAUGAUGGCUGCUGUCAAGCGCCAGGUGCUUUGCUAUGAGAUCACGCGAGCCAAGCCCUAUGCACGACGCAUGUGGGAGGUGCAGGCCCCAGGUGUAGUGCAGUGGCUUGGCAUGGUGCGUGGGCGAGUAUGUGUAGGCUACCCAUCAGGCUUUGCUCUGCUGGCACUGCAGUCUGAGGUGGCACCUGUGAGCUUGGUGAGCCCUGCUGAUCCUUCACUUGCCUUCCUUGCUCAGCAACCACUAGAUGCUCUACACGCAAUGGAGGUGGGUGCCAACGAGCUACUGCUUUGCUUUAGCCAGCUAGGCAUCUACGUGGACGGCCAGGGCCGUCGUUCACGCACACAGGAGCUCAUGUGGCCUGCCACACCACUCGCAUGUAGCUCAAACUCCACUUACCUGACUGUGUACAGUGAUUAUGGGGUUGACGUGUUUGAUGUCCACACUACAGAAUGGGUCCAAACCAUUUCAUUAAGGAAGAUCCGACCCCUGAAUUUGGAGGGCAGUCUGAACUUACUGGGCUCAGAGCAGCCCCGGCUCAUCUACUUCAACAAUAACGCAGCAGAAGGAUGUGACCUGACUAUACCUGAGACCUCAGACAACAUUAGGAAACUGAUGGUGAGAACACGCAGCAAGAGAAAGUUCCUCUUCAAGGUUCCUGAAGAAGAGCGGCUACAGCAAAGGAGGGAAAUGCUGAGGGACCCAGAAAUGAGGUCCAAGCUGAUCUCCAAUCCGACAAAUUUUAACCAUGUAGCUCAUAUGGGUCCCGGAGACGGGAUGCAAGUUCUCAUGGAUCUGCCUCUGCAGUCGAGCGAGACUCCCUCCCCCUCUUCCUCUCGACACCACGCCCUGAUCUCCCCUCCAACCAACUUUGAGCACGUCUAUCACAUGAGUCCUGCCUCUGCUGGGCUCUAUCUGCAGAAAGAGGCUUCCUCCCAGCAGAGCCUGCCUCAGCUCUCCUCCUCUUCCUCCUCACCUUCCACCUCCUCCCUCGGAAGGAGCGUGAUGCCCUCUUCUCAGGAUGACUUGACCAAGGACAAGCCACGUCCUCUUUCUAGUAUUUCCAGGCAAACAAGGAGUAAGUCCCACAUCACACGCACUGCCUCAGGAGGAGGUGAAUUCAUAGGAGCGGGAUCAUCUCGCAAUAUCUCAGACCCUGAUCAGGACUUUGAGAGAGAGCCUGAUUCAGACUCCACCAAACACUCCACCCCAUCCAACAGCUCGAACCCGAGCAGCCCUCCCAGCCCUAACUCCCCCCACCGCAGUCAGCUGACUCUGGAUGGUCUGGAACACACCCUGGAUGGCUGAGAGCAAAACGAAAAGACAGCUCUUGUCCACACAAGCAUCUCUUCACCUCUUCUCUUUUCGGUUCCUUCCAUUCCCUUCCACUCAGUUAGGACAUGCUACAAAGUGCCAAGACUCAGUGUCAUCAUCUUCCGUUCAAAACGCUCCCUCCACCAAGGUGCUGGGUGACAAAUUAAGCCUAUACAGAGCUGUGUGACGGUCUGAAAGUCAGAGCAGCUCCAUGAGAAUCUGAGCUUGUGGUCAGCGGAAGUGUCAGUUCUGCCCCCUAGUGGAGCGUUUGUGGCAGUAUACAUGCAGGGUGUAAUUGUUUCUUUUCCUUUUUUUAAUCCCUUUUUUGUGUCAUGAUCAUGUCAGGCUCCUUUUUGUUUAAUAGAUAAAUGGUUAGCUGACAGCUGACACAUGAUUUAAAAUCCCAGAAAAUCAGAAGCUCACAAAAAAAGAAAAUCACUAAUUGUAAGUGCUCUGCUCAUGAACCUUUUUCUUAAAAAUAUUGAUGUGAGGGAAAAGAGACUGCUUUGCUGUUUUUAAAGCGUAUAAAAUUUCCGUGGACACGUUCACUCCUCUCGUGAUGGUAGGAAGGAACUCUUCAGGACUCUGUAGACCAAGGAUGAGAAAUCAAUCCUUCCUUUUUUCAGUUGGUCCAGUAACAAACUACAAAACAAAACAAACAAACAAUAAAUAAAUGCCUUUUUUCUGUAUUUUUUUAUUUUAUUAUUAUUAUUAUUAUUUUUUUUUUAUCACCAACACUUCUGUCAGUAUGUCGUCUGAGCAUCGGCUCGGAUUAUUUGUCAGACGGUGGGGAUUUUAAGCCAAACCAGUGGGCACUUUUAUUGUAAUGUAUUUUUUUUCUUGCAUUUUCAGCCAGCAUUUGUAAUAUUCAUGUUUUAACCUAGAUCAUGUUUUGACACAAAAAGAUUUAGCUGGUGGAACACUGCUCAUAAACGAUAAAAGAAAACUACAUUGAACAAAACAAGACUUUACAUAUAGAUAAGUGUUUUAACAAAAUAAAUGGCACACAGAUAAAGGACCACACUAUUCAUAGGAUUUUAAAUAGUUGUUCUGAAACUGCUGCUGCUUUUGUGUGCUUCAUAAAGAAAUAAAUAUGUGAUAAGUUUCUCAUCAUAGCCAUGCUCAGUCCUCAGUUUAUAAACUGCUGCAUUUUGGACCAUCUACAAGCAUGUGUGUGUGCGUGUUGAAGUGGUUCUGUAGGUUUUGGAAUUGAAUGAGGAUUGUGACACUAACUACAGAUGUUUUUUUUCCUCAGUAGUGUGCCUUCAGUUCCACAACAGACUGUCCACUAAAACAUUUCAGAGGGGUUUUUUUUGUUGUUGGUGUUUUUUUUUAAGAGACAGCUUAAUCAUGUUUUAUUUUGUGUCCUUCCCAUAAAAACACUGUACAAAACUUGCACACAAACAUGUUUGAGUUCACAAUAUGUUUUUUCGUUUGUGUUGGUGGUGUGUUCUGUUCCUCCUCCCCACUUCUCCACCUGACUUCUAAAAAAAAAAAAACAAGAAAAACAGGACUUUAUCCUCAAAACACUACUGCUUUUGCUUCAGAAGAAAAAAGAAAAUCACACCGUAAAAAUCUUUGUAAUUAUUGAAUUGUUAGUCUCAUAAAUCUGAACAAACAAUAAAAGAAUACCUGUG